GCGAAGUGAGUUCUAAAAAUAUAUCGGGGUGUUAGUUUCGCCUUCAAAUACAACUUCUGCAAUAAGAGCAACAACACUUCUCAUCUGAACAAAAAUCUGAUAGACAGCGCCACCGUCGCUGAUAACUUGUUUUUGUUUACAUUCUUAUCUCUUGUUAUCAGUAUUAUCAAUUUCAGUGUAUCACUCCUGCUUAGAAUAUGAAUAAAAUAAGCUAUCGACGUGUCUUGUUUUCUGAUCACUGUACAGGAUUUAUAUUACAGACUUGUGAGUGUAAUCGUAAACUGUGAUACACUAUUUGUUCUUUUAUUUACAAGCCAAGCAAGGAAAUGUGUAGGUAUUGUGUUCAAGCUGUAAGAUUUCCUCCUUGAUUUGACUCCUUGAGUUAUGGUGUUCAGGAAACCUCCGUGACGCUCGCGCAUGUUUUUCUCCUCGACGGUUUUCGGGGAUUGUUCGUAAAUAGAGGACUUGUGUCGUUACGAGCGCAGUAUUAGUUUUACAUUGGUGUGUCUUGAACUUGAAGAGGGUUUUCUCCAAUAUGGCUAAAGGUCUUGGUUGCACGACUGUCCGAUACCCUGAGGCCGCUGCUCAAGCCGCAGCCAGCAUCCAUGCUCUUUCGAACCAUGCUAUUUGGUCUAGACUACGAGUUAAGCAAUUGUCAAAUUUCAUAAAACUUAAACAGGUUGAUAAAGAAUCCAGAAACCAAAGCUGAACGCCGAUUGGCUCUUAUUUUUGAACUGUUUUUAACCUAAGCAUGAGGUUUAUCAGCGAGGCCUUGCUGUAUUUGUCACAUAUAGCUUGAAGCUUUGAAUUGUAUUAAACCUCUGGAUUAUCUAAAGUGCAAUGCAAGUAUCCCGUUUUUCAUCAAUUUUUGUGGCCUUUUUCAAUGAGUCAAUAAGUACCCUUAUGUUUUGUACAUGUUAUAAUCAAUACCUUUUUUUACAUAAUUAAUAAAUAUAUAUUUUUAUUGUUUCUGGA
This is a messenger RNA of Bemisia tabaci, 975 nucleotides long. Lineage: Eukaryota; Metazoa; Arthropoda; Insecta; Hemiptera; Aleyrodidae. The record is from RefSeq and is a predicted model, not a curated record.